CUUAGUCCGAAUGAUUUGACGAGAUCAAAGUGGCCGGGCACGAUUUCGAAAUGAUCUAAAUUUGAGCAGCGGUUUAAAUGAAUUCAUAAAUUCCCAUCUCUUCACUGAUCACGCGAGUUUAUCGCUGUGAUGAAAAAUUUCUAAAAUAUUUUCGAGUAUCGACGUUUCCUGUAAUUAUUUGUGUCUUCGUGGGGUUUUGUUGAUUGCGAUUGCACGUUACGGGGAAUUAAUUUAAUGAAUAGUGACAUUCGUUCCUUCAUGAUUUGCCACGUUUAUUGAUGAUCAUUCAAGGAGGCGGACUUCUCGUUGACAUGAUGAAACGGGCGUCCCAGACUAAGCAAUAUGCCGAACUGGACCACGCGAUGAGGACGAAAGUCGAGCCUUUUUUGUACAACAAAGGAAGAGGCAAAUGGAUACCGAUCGACAAGCUCGUGCUUCUCAGGAACAAGGAGCGUCCUCGUCACAAAAUGUUGCCGGUACUUCGAGCAAUGGAAAAACCGGACGAUUACGACAUCACGAAGGAGAUCGGGGACCAGGACGUGGACGAAACGAAAAUCGACAAAAGCAAAUACCGCCAAGUUUGUUGGCUCCUGAACGAGCGUGGGGCCGUCGGAGAAACGAUUUUACAUCUGUGUAUGCUCAACGCCACCGCCUUGCACGCAGAUUUGGCCAAACGUCUAUUACGCUUUUAUCCCAAGCUCAUUAACGACAUUUACAUAAGCGAUGAAUACUACGGCGAAAACGUGUUGCACAUCGCGAUAGUAAACGAGGAUCCAGCGAUGGUGAAAUACCUGCUGGACAGUGGUGCGGACGUGCACGAGCGUUGUUUCGGUAACUUCAUGUGUCCGGAGGACCAAAAAGCUUCGAGAACGGACAGCCUGGAGCACGAGUGGGUGUGCGUUGCACCGGAAACUAAUUACAAUGGUUACGUCUACUGGGGCGAAUAUCCUUUGAACUUUGCUGCCUGCCUGGGACAGGAGGAAUGUUAUCGUUUGAUGUUGGCACGAGGUGCGGACCCCGACAAGCAAGAUACCAACGGCAACACAGUUUUGCACAUGCUCGUGAUUUAUGAAAAGCUCAGCACUUUUGACAUGGCCUACGAAGUCGGAGCAUCUCUGGCCAUUAGAAACGUUCAACACUUGACCGCGUUGACACUGUCAGCGAAAUUGGCGAGAAUCGAAAUGUUCUUUCACAUUUUGAAUAUAGAGAGAGAAAUUUACUGGCAAAUUGGUAGUAUCACUUGCGCUGCCUAUCCGCUCUCACAAGUCGACACAAUUGACGUUAACACCGGCCAAAUAAGCAAUAAUUCUGCCUUAAAUUUAGUCGUCUUUGGGGAAAAAGACGAACACUUGGAGCUCAUGGACGGUGUUCUAGUCGAUCUGUUGAAUGCCAAGUGGAAUACGUUCGUCAAAUCAAGAUUUUACAGGCAGUUUUUUCUCUUCUGUUUCUACUUCGUUCUGUCACUGAUAAGCUUCACACUUCGUCCUGGGCCAGCGGAAUUAUCAGAGUCGACGACAUCGCCACCGACGACGGGGAACGAUUCAUCUCCGACGAAAGCGACGACGCUCCUCUUAAAUUCGAGCUCAAUUUUGGCAAGCGAAAAAUCGCUCGAUCACGCGAUAAAUCAGCUCGCGUCGAAUCUCGCAGCAAAUUUAAUUGUUUCGUUAAACGUGACGUCAUCCUUGUCGUUACUCGCAAAUUUAACGUCUCAAAUAACGUCGAAUCUAACGACGACGCUGCGCGACGUGAUCGUUAACUCGGACGUUGAUUUUCAAGGUCUCGUCUCGUCGGGCGCAUCGUCAAAUGCCUCGGAAAUUAUAAAUGACGUAUCUGGGACAUCGUUUGGCAAAAACUUAAGCUCCUCUUACGUCGAGAAUAAACAGAGCAGUGUUGUAAACGAUGAUGCUUUGAGGAAUCGUCGUUCAACCGUUCCUACCACACUAAUUAGGAAUUAUCAUUUAGAAGAUAAAAAUCACAAUGGAGAGAAGCAAGACUGGUGGGGAGAUUUGACUGAGGAAUGCAGACUCAUGCAUCUCGAGGAUCCAGUGGCAAAAAUACGUUUGACUGCUGAAAUCUGCAUGGAGGUCGGGGCAAUACUCUACAUAGCAGCUGCUCUUCGCGAAGCCCGAUUUCUCGGGCUCAACAUGUUUAUUGAGAAUCUGAUGACCGCGCCUUCGAGAGUAAUGUUUCUCUUCUCGUGCUGCAUUCUCAUGUCAUUCCCAUUUUUGAGGCUCUCCUGUGCCGACAAAGUCGAGGACAUGCUCGCCGUCGUCGUAAUGCUCACGACCGCACCAUAUUUCCUCUUUUUCUGUCGUGGCUUCAAAACCGUGGGUCCGUUCGUCGUCAUGAUCUACCGCAUGAUAAUGGGCGAUCUCUUGAGAUUCGUCUCGAUAUAUUUGGUCUUCGUAAUGGGAUUUUCACAAGCUUACUACAUCAUUUUUCUGUCAUUCGACAACCCAAACACACCUGAGGGAGUCGACGACUCGGUGAGCAAUCCAAUGCCGUCUCCGAUGGAGAGCGUGAUGGCGAUGUUUCUCAUGAGCAUGACGAACUUCGGGGAUUAUUACGGGGCGUUCGAGAGAACGGAGCACGAGAUGGAGGCCAAGUGCCUAUUCGUCGUUUACAUGGCCAUUGUUGCUAUUCUUCUGGUUAACAUGCUGAUCGCCAUGAUGGGAAACACUUACCAGAAGAUUGCGGAAACGAGGAACGAGUGGCAGCGACAGUGGGCACGAAUCGUUCUUGUGGUCGAACGAGGCGUCAGUCCAGCUGAGAGGCUUAAAAAGCUCAUGGAUUAUUCCCAGCCCAUGUCCGACGGCCGAAGGGCACUUGUACUUCGACUGAACCAAACGGAGGAGGACAAGGAAGAGAUGAAAGAAAUUCUCGAAAUGAAGACGACUCACAACAAACUUUACAAAAAAAGGCAAGCGAGACUGUUGGCUGAAGAAGCCUGCAAGGAAGCUGGAGCCGGGGGCAAAGACUUGGAAACCCCGAAUAUCGGAUAGAACGAGAAAUUAGACGACGAAUGGAAUUUUUUUUCAUUUUUGUAAAUAAAAAUAAUCGAGAGCGAUUAGAGAAAAUGGAUGAAGGACAAAUAA
This is a messenger RNA of Venturia canescens, 3095 nucleotides long. It is a transcript of the gene nan, whose product is annotated as transient receptor potential cation channel subfamily V member nanchung. Gene Ontology annotation, biological process: calcium ion import across plasma membrane. Gene Ontology annotation, cellular component: plasma membrane. The transcript has 14 exons. The record is from RefSeq and is a predicted model, not a curated record. The coding region runs from base 279 to 3002 and encodes 907 amino acids. NCBI's taxonomy places the organism in Eukaryota, Metazoa, Arthropoda, Insecta, Hymenoptera, Ichneumonidae. Gene Ontology annotation, molecular function: protein binding; calcium channel activity.